AUGUGUUUCAAUAGAAUUGAAAUUGUCAUCAAAGAGUGGCGCAAAGAUCGUCCAAUUGGCGAAAGCUCGGUUCUGCGCGGCGACGACUCGGCACAAUUAAUGUUUACUCGUUGUCGGAAACUGUUGACAAUUGUAACUUUGUGACUUGAUAUUCUCAAGGAGAUUCUCGCUAGGGUGUCCGAAUGCAACGCCGAACAAUCGCAACCGUUCUACAAGCGUCAUUAUAUGGAGAUACUUCAGCAUGUGCUUGCUGUUGCCUGCGACAGCAGUCAAGUUCAUGUUGCCGGACUUACGUACUAUGCCGAGGUUUUGUGUGCGCUUUUCCGAGCGCCGGAAUUCUCGAUUAAGGUGCCUUUGAACGAUGCCAACCCGCAGCAGGCGAAUAUUGAUUUCAUCUACGAGCACAUUGGAAACAUCUUUUCGCAACAUUUCGCGAACUUGACACCGGAUCAAAUACGUGUUAUCAUCAAGGGAUUCUUUUCGUUCAAUACGGAAAUUGCGAGUAUGCGCAAUCAUUUAAGAGACUUCUUGGUGCAAAUUAAGGAGUUUAAUGGAGAGGACACCAGCGAUCUGUUUUUGGAAGAGCGCGAAGCUGAAAUCCAACAGGCGCAAGAGCGUAAGCGUGCCGUACCAGGAAUGAUAAACCCGAACGAGCUGUUGGACGAGGAUGAUAUGCGCUGCUAA
Molecule: messenger RNA, 684 nt
Organism: Caenorhabditis bovis
Lineage: Eukaryota; Metazoa; Nematoda; Chromadorea; Rhabditida; Rhabditidae
Source: the annotation of a GenBank genome assembly